AUUGCAAAUUUCCAAAUAUUAGAGAACUAAAUUCAUGUAAAAUGACUAUUUUGUCCUUCAUUUCGAAUAAAUAUAGUAUAAAAGAGAAAUUAUUUAUAUACAUAAUGGUCAUUUAAAUGAACAAUGUAUUUUUUUUUCUUAUUUUUUUCGACAAAAUUGCAAGUUUGGUCCCUGUGGUAUGUCAAAAAUUGGAUGUUUGGUCCAAAAAGUUUUGGGGUUGUACUGGUGGUCCAAAAGCUUUGAUUUGUUGUGGAAUUGGUCCAAAGGCUUAACAGCCGUCUACCCCCUCCGUCUGUGUGAGGGUAUUUUUGUCAAUUCACGCUCAUUCAUUUGAUAUCUUAUUAAAUUAAACCUCAUCAUCCUAAUUAAUUGAUACCUGCCGCCAAAUCCUCUGUGCAUUUCGUCGAUCGACUCUCCUGUCACUUUCAUCUUCAUUCGUUACCCAGAAGCCCUAACCUCCAAGUUGAGUUUUUUAUUGUGAUCGGUGUUAUUUCAGUGUAUGAACAUACCAAUGUGGAAUAUAAGGCUCUUAGACAAACCGUUCAACGCAAAGGUGGCUUAUGAUGGCCACCCAACAUUAUUUACCAUCAAGCUAUACCAUGGAGGUGAGUUCACCAAGUUUCCUGAUGUUCAAUACAUUGACGGAAGUGUGAACUAUGUUGACAUGGUGGAUAUAGACACGUUUUCAGUUCAUGAGUUGGAUGCUAUCAUGAAAGGGUUCAGGUACGGUGUUCCUCCUGUGAUUUACUAUCACUUCCUUAUGCCUGGUGGAGACUUCCACUUUGGUCUUAAACCCUUAGGCAAUGAUGAUAAUUUACGAACUUUUGCCCAAUAUGUGUGUGAUCACAAAAUCAUGAGGGUAUAUACUAAACAUGGUGAGACAAAGUUACUUACCUACUUUAUGAAUCCUAAACCUGUUAAGAAGGUAACUAUUGUACAAAUGGAUGAAAUAGAUGAAAAUGAUGAUAAUGAAAACCACACAGCUGAGGUACAAGAAUUUCCAAGCCCACCUAGAUCAUCCCCUGUUGAGGUUGAGGUACAACCAUUACAUGUCGAGGUUCAUGAUAGACAAAAAGAGCUUAUUGCCAAUGACUUUAUGGAGGUAGCUACAUAA
Molecule: messenger RNA, 1114 nt
Organism: Lactuca saligna
Lineage: Eukaryota; Viridiplantae; Streptophyta; Magnoliopsida; Asterales; Asteraceae
Source: the annotation of a GenBank genome assembly